GCAGUAUCUUCUUAGCAGUAAAAACUUAUUGGUAAAUACACGCUGGUGUAUGUAGAUUUCAUGCUAUAUGUCAUUAGUUCGACGACCACUGUUCUAACAAUCGGUGUUCACUGUUUACGAGAGGUAGCAGCUGACAUUAAAUAAUGCGCGAAAUGGAAUUCUACUACGAUAACAACCGCUGGUUUGUGAUGUACCACUGGCCAGUAGUUGUCACCGAAAGGAAAGCGCUAUGACGCUAUUACUGCUCUCAAAGUAGCAUAAGCAGUACGUGUAAUCGAAUCUCAAUAAGUUGUCCGUUGAACUUGCACGAAUCGUAACUUCUUUUGAGGUGGAGGAUCGCGGUCAAUAACGCCUGAUGCAAAUGCAUCACCGGCGUAUGACGGCUGCGCCUAGUUUGUUUUCUGUCGGUGGACGUUUCAUAAGCUUUACCACCGUUCGUGGUAUAGCUAAGCGCCAAGUAGCGAUGUCGUCAUCAGAGCCGAUGUCAUUGGACCGUUUUAAGGGCUGUCUUGUCGGAGGCGUAAUGGGAGACUGUUUGGGAUCACCUUUUGAAGGAGAUGCAAGAGUAACCAAAUCGGUGCUGGUGCAGUAUUUCAAGAAUAUGAAUGACGCCCACACGAACAAAAAUCUACCUUACAAACGAUAUACAGAUGAUACUGCAAUGACCUUUGCUCUGUGCAGGUCGUUGUUGGAGAAGAACGCAUUGGAUUUGCCUAACCUUGCCAAACAUUUUGCACAGGAGUUCAUCAAAGAUCAUCGCAGAGGUUACGGACAAGCAGCAGGGUAUCUUUUGUCGCAUCUUAAUAAGUACGAGCUGUGGAAGUCGUCGUUGGACGAGGACGUCGUGGGACCCGCGAAAGCUCAGUUUGAUGGACAAGGAUCAUAUGGUAAUGGAGCCUCCAUGCGCGUAGCGCCAACUGCCCUGUUUCAUGCGACCGAUGACACCGAAACAUUGGUAAAAUCAGCUUAUCGUCAAUCUUUAAUAACUCACAGCAAUGGACUGGGUAUCCUGGGUGCUAUAGUGCAAGCAGCAGCGGUACGUCUAGCAUUGCAAGCGGAGGAUCAAAUCGACACCCAAAACUUUGUAACAGAACUCAAAAAAAUAGUGACCGGAGUGGAAGGUAUUCAAUAUGAUUAUAAAAUUAUAUUUGUAAAUAAACUUAACUGCAUUUCAACAUAUCUCACCAAAACAUCAAUCGACGAAGAGGCAUUUCUUGAAGACUUGGGCAAUGACAUCACAGCUCAUGGAUCUGUGCCUACUGCAAUUUACGCCUUUCUUAAAGCUCUUCAACCGUUGUCCGAGUUUGAGACAUCCAGUGGUGUUAUUCGCUCAAUAUUCGCAGCUAUUCGGAUCGGUGGAGAUACUGACACAAUAGCGUCAAUGGCGGGCUCCAUUGCCGGAGCUUACUACGGCCAGAAAGAUAUUACUGCAGAAUUGUCUAGACACUGUGAGGGCAUAACGACAGCAGAAGAAUUCGCCAUCAAGAUGCACGCGAGGAUCUCUCCGUGAUGGUAGAUACAAAUAAUUAAUUUUACCAAAAAAAA
Varroa destructor (honeybee mite) is the source of this 1545-nucleotide messenger RNA. RefSeq names its product ADP-ribosylhydrolase ARH3-like. NCBI's taxonomy places the organism in Eukaryota, Metazoa, Arthropoda, Arachnida, Mesostigmata, Varroidae. Gene Ontology annotation, cellular component: mitochondrion; nucleus. The record is from RefSeq and is a predicted model, not a curated record.